Messenger RNA from Pistacia vera, 673 nucleotides. RefSeq lists its product as uncharacterized. Bases 85 to 369 code for a protein of 94 amino acids. The transcript has 4 exons. Lineage: Eukaryota; Viridiplantae; Streptophyta; Magnoliopsida; Sapindales; Anacardiaceae. The record is from RefSeq and is a predicted model, not a curated record.
CAAAAAUCCCUAAAACCCUAGCAACUUGGCAAAGAACCCUCACACUCGCCUAAUCACUGCAAGCAGAGAAAAAGAGUGAACAAAAUGGCUUGGCGAAGUGCCGGAUCACUGUCUCGGUCGCUCUCUAGGGUUACUUCCCUCCGUCCGCCGCCGCCGAUGGCCCGCCUCCGUCCGCCGCAAGCUGCCUCUCGCCAACAGGCACGCCGCUUCCCCUUUGCCAAUUCCAGGAACUUUGCGGAACUGGGUUGCACAGCUUCAUUUUUGCCUUUGAAUGGUCUGGCGCCUGCAGUCUGUUUCACAACCCUUCUGUCUAUAAACGCGCGGGCAUUUUCUGAGCUGUCUCAUGGAAGGAAUGGAAAAGAUGGGUGAUGCGCGUGGACUUUCAAUCAGCUAAAGGCACAAGAAUGAUGCUACAUUUAACUUGAAAAGCUAUUGGAUCAGCACAUAUCAGUGCAAGGAUAUGUUGAGGCAAUCAGGAAUUCCCUUGGGAAGUUAUCUUUCUAGCGUAGGAAAAUUGGAUAAAAUUUUGUUAUCGCUUAUUUUACUUUCAAGAAUGGACAAUGGAAUUUUCGUAAUUUCUUGGAUAAUCUCAUAGAUGGUGAUUUUAGGUGUUUGUGACUAAUUUGUGUAUGUUAUGCUAUUGAUCGUUAAUUUUGUAGUUUCAUUUUGGAUC